AUGUCACGCGCAGAAAGACAUCAAAUGAUGCCCUGUCUGAAGGAAGUCAUGUUAGAUGUCUUCUGUUGGAGUCGAAGCCAUCGGCGAAUAGGCACCAGGUUGGCAGCCCUGUCUGAAUACACCAUCUAUCUGUGUGAUGAGGGCGUAUCAACACGAGCCAAAAGAGGUCAUACGCCCGAUAAGCCUAUUAUAUUUCCAGUGGUUGCCGUAGAAACGGACAAAUUCGCCUUCUAUGGAGGCAAGUUGAGCAACUUGUCCGUCUUCAUGAAUGCGGACGCCGUGACGAAAUGUCCUCCUGCCGGGGUUGCCGUGACCCCCAUCGAGGUAGAGUUGGCCCAGUCGCCCAAUCGGGUGUGCUGUUUGGGUCUGUGCUCCCGAUUUGCAGACACAAUGGGCCAAGCUAGGGAUUUUAUUAGUCACUGUCAGAAAAUGGCUCUUGUCUGCCGAGAAAAAUUAACCUCUCUCCUCUGGCUGGCUGGGCAUAAUUUGGAGUUUGUUGCAAUGAAUCAUCAAAUAUUAGCGGCCUGCUCAGUGGACCCAGUUCUACAACAAAUAUGCGCCCAGUCUAGAGAUGCUUACCCCAGUGUGCGCUGCCUGCACAUUGUGGGCACAAUUUACGCCGUGACUCUCCCCGAGGGCAGUCAACUCUGGGCAUCCCUGCGUUAUAUUUGUGGCCUGUUUCCACGUCUGGAGCGAUUACGUGUCAGUUUUAUGUUCGGUUUGGACGCAGCCGACCUGCGUCUAGCCAUUGCUCAGUGUCCCCGCCUGCAAAUUCUUUACCUGCACAGAGUGCCAAUUCACCUGAACGACUUCCAGGAAGCCUUGCUGAGUAUUCUUUCUACGAGCAAGCAUUUGGUGACCUUGAGUCUUAUUCUCGGGCAAAUACCAAUAGGUGGUGAAAUUCGCUCCUGGACGCGUGCCUUUCAUUCCAAGACCCUGCGUUAUCUGCAUUUGGAACUUUGUUCAGGAGGUGAGGUGUUUGCCAGGGAAGUCCUGGCCAUUGCUCAGCAGAUCCCUACGCUCCUUUGGGUAGUUGUGAAGUGUAAUGACAGUCACGUGAUAGUGGCUAAUCGAACGCAGGCUCAUGAGACGCCUGUCUUGAAGGAAUACCUGCGUCUUGACACACUCGACCUACCUGUCAUCUGCCCUCAGCUAUUUGACCUCCUGUGGUUUCAGAAGUCUAGCGUUUCCUAUUACCAGUUCCCUAAUUAUUCUCCGCAUCACUUCGGACAAAUCAUAAAACCCGGUUGCCGUGAUCAGGCGACGAAGAAAGCGGUUUAA
Molecule: messenger RNA, 1281 nt
Organism: Dibothriocephalus latus
Lineage: Eukaryota; Metazoa; Platyhelminthes; Cestoda; Diphyllobothriidea; Diphyllobothriidae
Source: the annotation of a GenBank genome assembly